AUGUGCGAGGCUCGAGAGGUUUUCUGCCGGCGCCCUCACUGCCGCGGCGUGAUCGGGUGGCACAUCCUCCGGCCCUGCGAGACCGCCUACACCACCCUCACCACCCUCGACGAGGCCGCCGCUGCUGAGUGCGGUGGAUCUGCGCACGGAGAAAACAGCAGCUGCAGUCGCGGCGGCGGCAGAACCAGCGGCAGCAGCAGCGCGACGCGGUGGAACUGGGCCGCGUUCACGAGCGGGUGCAAGGUGCCCAAGGUGGUGAGUCGGCGGCGGUGCGAGACGGCGUGCUGCGUGGGUUGCAUGCGACGGGCCAUGGACGACCUGCCAGCGGUGGUCGACGGCGGCGAUUGUGCUGCCACGAUAAAGACUGCAGAGGGUCGGGGCCAGAGCUUGUUUGCGAGGAGGGUGGCGGCGGCGUGGGGGCAGGGACGGGACCUGCUCUGGGAGGUGGGCUGGCGGGAGCAGAGACGGUGGCCGCUGGAGGCGGAGAGAAUGACACUUGGAGAUGUUGGAAAUAUGAGUGAGGAGGUUGUCGAGCGUGAGGCCAUAACGCCAAACAUGGAGCUAAUGGAUGUUCUGCUUCACUCGUUUGACGAUAAGGGCGCGGCAACGGAGCACGCAGCGCAACAAACAGACAUCACAGACGCCGUCUUACCGACACAGCCGCCGCCCAUGCCGUCAAGCAUUACCCAAAACACCGGCUACGUGUCGCCGUCGAUAUUCUUCACUGAAGAGUUUCAGCCAUCGCUCGGCACCUUUGCAUUCGAGCCCUGGACGCCAACACUCGGCUGCUCAGGCGCAGUCGUGGACGGAUAUUUCAACACCACGACAACGGCUCAACCUGGGUCCGCAAACGACAGCAGCCAUGCGGAUUUACAGCUCCUGUUUGACGGACCCGUGCUCGAGCAGGGCGACAAUAUAUGGGAUGCGCUCGUUGGCACUGCGGAGGGCGCUGAGGACUGGGAGGCGACAGUGUCGAAGCACCAGCGACAAGGUGACGGGGACGAGGAGGGCCAAGGGAGCCACAAAAGGCAGCGCUUCGGGUGA
Molecule: messenger RNA, 1044 nt
Organism: Purpureocillium lilacinum
Lineage: Eukaryota; Fungi; Ascomycota; Sordariomycetes; Hypocreales; Ophiocordycipitaceae
Source: RefSeq, a predicted model, not a curated record